UGCAUGGCCAUUGGACUAGAAAAUAUUUGCCAACAUUUCAAAGAUUCAUUUGUAGGUAAACAUUCCAAGCUAAGGGUAGCUUCGCAACAAAACGGGAAGUCAGCUGUGCUGAACAAUAGAAAAUAGUGUUAGUUGAAAUAUUAUUUAUUAAAAACAUUUGGUGACUUAACUAAUGAAGAGAUUGUAAUAAUGCAAUCAUCGAUUGUGUAAUAAAGAGUCAUAUGUACGUAUGUAUGUAUGUACAUAUUAGUUAUUUGUGUUUAUAGGAAAAUGAAACUCGCACUAAGGUUAAAAUCGCAUGGUGAUCUGAAAAGUGGCAGACUAAUAGACGAUAUGCAGAGUCAACUAACAACUGCAAUGUUAAUGUGAAUGCUUUUCCUGCGACGCAGGCGCAGAGCGACAAUUACACCGACAUCUCCCAUUACUACGGCGAGCAACCGAUUUCGGCAAGUCAUCAUAUGCCCAUCGUCACUAUGUCUGUGGAAGACAGAGUAAAUCUAACCGCUAUCACGUGGGCGCAUGCGGUAAACAGCCAGAAGGAACUUUACGAGGCGCUCGAGAGCGAUAUCAAUAUGAUUGAGGCCGAUAUUGUGCUUGGCAGACUGAACAAUACUGGCGAUGAAUUGCCGGUGAUGGCUCAUCCACCAGCGAACUCCUCGGACUUGUCAUUAUUGGAAUUUCUGUUGCGCAUCUUGGAGCAUAAUGAAGAGCACGUCGACGAUGCGAAGGGCGUGAAAUUGGAUUUUAAGUCAAUUGAAGUAUUCGAAGGCUCGUUGGAUAUUUUAAGUCAAUUGAUACCAUUGAUGCCCCAUCCUGUUUGGCUAAAUGCUGACAUCAUUAGCGGACCCGUUAAUCAAUCUAAUACGGUGCCAGUUGAUCCAGAGCGUUUCUUCGCCGGCGCCGCAAAAUUCGAAACAGCCGUACUCUCGAUCGGCUGGACAACACUUUGGGGCGCCAAUUACACAGAGGGCUACUAUACAGAGCAUGAGAUCGAUGAGAUGUUGGUGGCCAUCAAAAACAACAACGUCACCGCCAAACAGCAUCCAAUUACAUUCCCGGUGCGCGCCGGCAUCGCCGCCAACAGUUUGGAUCAACUGCAUGGACUAGUGGCUGCUGUAAAUGAGACGAAUGAAAGUUCCAUCACUAUUUGGUCUUCGGCGAAUGAUUUUGUUGAUGUACAGAAAUUACGUAAGCUAAUUUUCUCAUUUGGCUUUGAUCGCGUCUACUUGGAUGUACCCGAUGAUUUGGCCGACCAGUUGGACUUAGGGCGUGCAGACACAGACAAAGCCUCUGCCAGGCUACCUUCUUUGCUCAGUUUUAGCAUGGUCAGCGCCUGUUUGGUUUUGGCCAGCAUGUGGAUUAAUCGUGUUAGACUAUAAUUUUGUUUCAAUAUUAAAAUAAUUUAUAAUACAUACAUACAUACUAACCUGUUGACAACUUUCGUGAAGGGAGCAAAUGCAUACGUAUGGCAAUGAGAAAUGUGAAAGUAAACUUAGAUUUUGAUAUUAACGAAUUGUAGCGAAUUUAGUAAAAAUCUGUUUCAAUCAUUAAAUGUGUAUUAAUUAUUCAUAAUUGAAAGUCUUAUUUUAAAAUCGAAACUUUGAAGCGUAUCACUCAAAGUACCCUCGUUGGU
Rhagoletis zephyria (snowberry fruit fly) is the source of this 1633-nucleotide messenger RNA. Its product is annotated as protein FAM151B. Lineage: Eukaryota; Metazoa; Arthropoda; Insecta; Diptera; Tephritidae. The record is from RefSeq and is a predicted model, not a curated record.